This is a messenger RNA of Sinocyclocheilus anshuiensis, 4936 nucleotides long. RefSeq names its product kinesin-like protein KIF26B. The transcript is spliced from 15 exons. Gene Ontology annotation, biological process: microtubule-based movement. The coding region runs from base 7 to 4863 and encodes 1618 amino acids. The record is from RefSeq and is a predicted model, not a curated record. Gene Ontology annotation, molecular function: microtubule motor activity; ATP binding; microtubule binding. NCBI's taxonomy places the organism in Eukaryota, Metazoa, Chordata, Actinopteri, Cypriniformes, Cyprinidae.
CAGAAUAUGAAGAAUCAAACAGGAUACUGUGAAACAACAGGCAGUGAGCGGUUCAUGAUGACCAACGUUCAAAUGGGUCCCGUGUUCAAGGCUCACGCAGCGCAGAAGGAGCGUCUCCCGCCCGAAGGCGCUGGCUCUUCAGCAGAUGAUUCCCAUGCAGCACCUUGGACAGGGUUCGCGGGCUCCCUCCCGACACCCCUCACUAACUCUCUUCUACGGUCAAAAUGGUCCAAAGAAUCGUUAAACGGUUACCCCUCUGAAUACAACUCCAUCAAGUCCACUGGGACGAAAAGAGAGACGUUAUUCGACACAGGACAUUUGUGCAAAAAGUGCAUCUCUCAUUUCAAUGUCUUAAAAAUGGAAGCGUUAAAACAAGUAAUUGACGGAAAUAUUUAUACCAAAGAUCCCAAAGUUUUCAUUCAUCUUUAUGAGAGCAUGAAACCACCUGCUAGUACUGUAGAAGCCUGGGGCAACGUGGACGGACGCUGUGGCGUCUGCUCCACUCACUUUAGCCAGCUGAAGCAGGAGGCUAUCCGCACGAUCCUCACCCAGGACCGGGCCAUACGGGCUCCACCUACCACUGCCAACAUCCCAUCCACAAGCCUAGACUCAGGCUCACAAACGCUCCCUAGAACCUCAAUCCACCGAUCUGUUCUCUCAGACCCCCAUCAAAGCCCCAUCAAUGCAGCACCGGAUUGCUGGAUUAAAGGACGUCAACAUUUGGAGGCCCUGUGGCCCCUGUCCUCAUGCAAAGGAAACAAUUCAAUGUCUCAAAAGUCCUCUCAGAGUCCUUUGCAUGCAGGGAAGGUGAAUGAGAAGGAAAAUGUGACCUCUACAGCACUAUGCAACUACGGUGCCACACAGCCAACGCGUUCUUCCAGUAUGUCCUCUCUGCUACCUGCAGGAACAUCUGCUGCCUUGUCGUUAUUUGUCAGGGCAGCACAGAAGUUGAAUGUAAUGGUUAGAAGAGGAAGGCACUUCUCAGAGAGCAGUGCUUCCCAGCGCAUGACAAACUUCAGUAGUCUUCUGCAGAAAUCUCCUCCUCCAACACCAGCAAACAUUUUUCAAGCUGCUAGUAAGAGCAAAGAAACACCUGGGAUGGGGAAGGUCAAAGUGAUGCUGCGAGUGUGUUCGGUUCCUAUGUCUGACCCAUCUCAGUCCUAUUCUUUCAAACUGGACCUGCACAAGAAACAGAUCACAGUGCUGAAUGUACCCACCUUCAACCCUCAGAGACAGACUGCUGGAACUACAGUGUCCUCAAAGACCUUCACCUUUGAUGCUGCCUUUGGCCCUGAUUCAACCCAGGCAGAAGUUUGUGAGAACAGCUUGUGUGAAGUGCUCCAGUCUGUGCUUGCAGGAGCUGAUGGUUGCAUCCUAAGCUUUGGACAAACCAGUGUGGGAAUGUCUUACACAAUGAUUGGCCAGGAUGGUUGCACUCAAAGCCUUGGAGUCAUUCCUUGUGCCAUAUCUUGGCUUUUCAAGCUCAUUAACAGGAAGAAAGACAAGACAUGGGCAAACAUCUCAGUUUCCGUGUCAGCUGUAGAGGUCUGUGGGGAAAACAAUGCCAUCAGGGAUUUACUCUCUGAUGUUGACACAGACAACUGCAAGAAGACCCAGCUUUGCAACCACAGUUUACUAAAUGCUCCAACUCCAGAAAGAGCAGCUUUCCUACUAGAUGCAGCUCUUGCAUCUCGCAGUGGGAUGGUGGACAGUGGAGGGAGACCACCACAUUGUUGUCACAUGUUCUUCACCCUCCAUGUUUGCCAACAGCACAUAGGAAGCAGCACCAAAUCCGGGAUGAAUGUGGAUCAAAGCAAGCUGAGCCUGAUUGAUUUAGGGAGCUGUGUGGGGGAGAGGGAAGAAAGCAACUGUGGAGUCUGCCUUGCUGAGCUUGGAAACUUUAUCACAGCCAAUCUCAACAGACAUAAUCACAUCCCUAAUAGGGGAAGUAAAUUAGCCAUGCUUUUGCAAGACUCUCUGAGCAAUGUCAACUGCUCCACCACAAUUAUUGCCCAUAUAUCCACCUUGUCUGAAGACCUUACAGAAAGCCUUUGUACGAUGCAGACGGUGACUCGAAUGCGAAGUCAGAAAAAGAAGAUAAGGAAAUCUUCCUCAAGCUCGCCUGGAGGAAGAAGCUUAGGCAACGAGAGGAAAUGUAAUAAUUCCACUAAGCUAAGAUUCCAAUCUACAGGGACACUGGAUCAAGAUCUCUCCUCUCCUGGUUUCUCUAGUGAUCCAGCAUUUUACCCUGGGAGUGAUACGUCUUGUGAUACCAUUAUCUCUGUGGAUCCUUCUGGCCUUCUAGAUAAAGAAGUUACAAAUAGAAGCAGAGAGGUUUUGCCUAUUAUUCCAUCUUUACUCAAGAGCAAAUUGGAGUCCAAGAAGCUCUCGCUGAUGAAGUUUUGUGAAAUCUCUCCACCAAUUGCCAAUCGCAUGAAGCAGAUAUCAAAAGAAAAGGCUAAAGAAGAGUCAACACCUACAAUAUUGCAAGAUAAAUCAGAUUUUGAGUGUCUGAAGUGCAACACGUUUGCAGAACUCCAGAAUCGACUGGGAAACAUAGACGGAACAGAGUCGGAUCUAUGCAAAGAUCAGGAAGUGAACGCUAUGAGCAAAUCACCUCACUUAAGCCAAACCGAGAAGCAGUCCAAUUCAUUGGACAUUCAAGCAUCAAACAACAGAGAAUCCAAUAGUACCAGACAAGGAAACUCCUCAAAAACAUUUGCGAUAAUUCACAACAGUGAAGAAACUCCAAGUACCGCCAAUUCUCAGAUUAUUCAGAAAUGUCUGCCACAGUUAGAUGUCGUCAAACCGAUUGAUCCCAUGCUGUCCAGCCAAUCUCCUAGCAAAUCUAAGCCUCAUAAUAAAAUAAUGAAUGUGAUGCCCACUGCACUAUCUUUGAAAUUGGAAGACCAAGGUAAAAUGAGAAUAUUGGAUGAUUCUACAAUGCAAUCUGAGACACGAAUUUCUCCCAUCGGCAAGAGUUCUCCGAGAUCUACCUCAUCCUCUUCUUUUUCAUCAUCCCUAUCUUCUAGUUUGAGCUCCCCACCGGCUGUUUCUGCCUCUUUGAAUGAAGACAUUCCACAUUGUACAGGAAAAAAACAGAGAGAGAUGAGGGCCACUAUCACUGUGACUGUUCAGAAGCCGCUGGAUCUUAAUGGACAUGAUGAGCUUGUCUAUACCGUUGUUGAGGAGGUAACAAUAAAUGGGGCCACUGAGCAAGGAAAGGCACAAAUAUUAAGUAUUCAUGAGUCACACUCUCUCCAGGCUUUAACGCCAGGAAGUCAGUCUGUCAGGAUUAUCGGCAGCAUAGGUGAAGAACAAACAGCGAGUUUUUAUAGUUCCGACUCUAAUAAACAAAUUUCAGAGAAUGACGUCUCCACGGCCUCAUCAGAUGCAGCUGUAAAACACACAAAAAUCAAUGCACAUAUUGACAAGGCAAGCGACUUCAUUGAUUCGAAAAACCUGCCGCAGCAUGAUACUUGGUCUGAGGUGCCCCUGACUAAAGAUGUGAAGGAGAUACGUAAAGGAGCCAUUGUUAAACUUGACCCCCCCUGUGAGGUCUCCAAGUCUAGAAAAUAUGCUUGUGAAAUUAAACCUGAGCAGAGCUGGAUGUGCCAAAACAACAAGAGAGACGUCAAGGAUGUCCCUCACAUGAAAACAGAACAAAAGAACCCACAUAGUCCAAGAGAAACUUAUGAGAAGAAACAGUAUACCAAGAAAGACAGUCUUGUGGAAUGGACCAAAGACAAUAUGCCAUCAACGUCAACAAAUAGUCCCAAUCUCAAGAGAAAAGAGACAAAAGAAGAAUCUGGAAUAGCCAGAAGUGCAAUGCUAUACCUGGCUACUGAACCAGCACCUGUCAGCCAAAGCUCCUGGUCAACACUCUCCCUAUCCCGAAGUCAAGACAACAGUGGUUUGAAGUCACCCGGUGCAGUCCGGAAAGGAAGAGCUGAGCUUUUAAGAAGCAGUAGAGACUCGCUUUCUGCUUUUAGUCAAGGUGGGUCUGAUUUAGAUGAAUGUGAGGAACUGGGGACGAUGAAACCUUUCGUUCACACAUUGCCGUCCCCAUAUAGCCGGAUCACAGCUCCACGGACACCACACCAUUGCAGCGGCCAUGCCAGCGAUACCACCAGUGUUCUCAGUGGAGAGCUGCCUCCUGCCAUGUGUAAAACGGCUUUACUCUAUAACAGGAGCAGUAUGGUCAGUAGCGGCUAUGAAAGCAUGCUUAGAGACAGUGAAGCUACAAUCAGCAGCAGUUCAACGCACAACUCCAUCAGCGAUCAGAGCUGCUCGCUUGGUGCUGCUAAAGGCAUGAGAAGUACAAAGAAAAGAACCAACAUAGGGUCCAGUCUAAGACGUCCAUCCCAAGACAACCUCCUGUCGCUGAAGAGAUCCGUCAGUGGGCCCAAAACGCACUGGGUGGAUCGGGGUGGUUCCGACUCUUAUGAAAUUAAAGUCUAUGAGAUUGAUAAUGUAGAUGGCGUACAGAAGAGAGGUGGGGCAGGGAACAAGGGUAUAGUCCUUUUUAGUGCAAAGCUGAAAUUCCUGGAGCAUCGACAGCAGAGAAUAGCAGAGGUGAGGCUCAAGUAUAAUGCUCUCAGGCGAGAGUUGGAACAUGCCAAGCAUCAUCUGAUGUUGGACCCUGGAAAAUGGACCCGUGAAUUUGACUUAUGGCAAACGUUUGAGGUAGACUCCCUGGAGCACUUAGAGGCUUUGGAGCAAGUCACUCAACGGCUAGAGCGUCAUGUUAACCUCUGUAAAGCGCAUGUCUUGAUGGUUACCAGCUUUGGCGUUACACCAAAGUGCAGACAAAAGUUGCGGCAUCGGCCGACGGUAGAUCAUGCAGCGUUCGUUGGAAUAUAGCAUGCCAAGAUGUUACAUGAUCACUUUUACCUGUUAUGCAAUACAUUUAAUGAUAUGCGUGUAAAUGUACGGG